AUGCAACAAGCUCCACCAUCCGUCGGGUCUGCCGAGAUGCAACCCCCUCCUUCCAAAUUCUCAGAUGUCGGGAAGAACAAAGCUUCUCCAAACCGCGGACAAACUCCCUCUGAACGAUCGUCGACGAGCUCACGCAGCCAGAAGGACGCAUGCUUCAUCUGUACAAAAGUCUCUAAUUACGAGUCCUGGUCUCUCGUCACUUGCUGCAAGUGCAAGCGGAAGUAUCACAGAGGUUGUCACAGAGGCACUGUUCCCCGACCCUGUCCACUCCAUUGGAAGUGCUAUCUCUGUGACCCAGACUCCAACAGGAGCAUGCAGCCGCCCACGAAAAGGCGUAAAAUUGACAGCCCUGCAGCCACUGCUCCUCCUAGUGGUGAAACAGCCUCUCGCUUGAAUGCGGGUCGUAAAGAGAUUCCCGAAUCACCGCAGGACAGCCCCGGUGCCACUCAAGAUGGUCCCACCCUCAGGCCGAUGCCUUUCACACAGCGUCCACGGUUUGCGCCUUUCUUGACAGAAGAUGUUGAGCAGACAAACUCCAAAACACCCACUCAAUCUCGAUUUACCCAGCGUCCUCGAUUUUCAUCUUCGCUUUUGGACCUGGAAGAACAGCGGACCAACCAAUCUGCAAGACCGACCCCGAAACCAGGAAGAAAGCGACCAUGGUCACCGAGCUUUGUUACUCAGCCUGAAACAGAAUUAGGAACGCAGAGCAAGAACAUAUCGAGUACGCGAAAAUAUAGUCAGCUCAUUGGCAUGGCGCUGCAUUCAGCUCGAGACAACUGCUUGAACACCGAGCAAAUAUACACAUGGAUCAUCGACAAUGUUCCUGGUUACAGUCUCGAGGACGUAACUUGGAGAGAUGGGGUUUGGGUUACUUUGACAGUGGUCGAGGAUUUCGUGCGUCGAGAUGGUAAUUUGGAAGGACCAUGGAUGUUUCGUGAUGGCGCAAGCACAAAAUACAGUCUACAAAAUGGUUUGUUGUCCGCCGCAUCGAAAACUGACCCGCUUCCAAAACCACUGUACGCGAAUGACGCUCAGAGCAAGCAAGGGGGUGAUGUUGUUGCGCCCCUUGGAACAGACCAUGAUCUCGAAAUUAACGACUCCAAACCUUCAUGGAAACCACUAAGCCAACGCAGCAUAAACCAUCUCAUUAGGGCUGGGAGCGAAAACGACUCAGCAUUGCCUUCUACGAUCGAGGAAUCCAUUGAUAUUGUUGAUCUCACCAUGGAAGAAGAUGAGCCACUACCUCCACUAGAACAUUUGCGAAAUACUCAAAAGCCAAGCGUUGCAGGGAGCAUUAUCAGUCUCUUGCGCGACACUCCUGAAGAGGUCGUAGAGAACAAAGAACGGUCGACCUUCGCUGGUUCUGGGGAGCCGACUUGGAGUAAAACGGCAAGCGUUACUUCUCUACGAAAGUCUCUCACACCUUUCACAGACCGUAUUGUUGAGAAUGCCUCCAAGGAAACGAUCGAAAGUCUUCCUGGUACAGAAAAAUGGGAGGCCGCGAGAAGACAUGUCAGCAACCUUCUCGGAUCACCCGCCAAGGCAACCACAUCGACUGAUGCAGAAACUAUCACCCUGAAAUCUCCUCCUGAACUGCAAAGAUCAUCAACUAUAGUGUCUCCCCAGCCCCUAGAGUCGACCGUUGCACCAAUCAGACAAGGUACUGAGGACGACUUUCGUAUCAAGGAGAAACCUGUCGAGGCAAAUAUGUCCGAUACUCGCAGUCCGAUUCAGAGCGUCGAGACGAGACAACCAGCACCAGUAUCUACAGGGGAUAUUCAGCAGCCAACCUUCGAGGAUCAUGUUUUGAAGGAGUCAGCCCCGACGACAAACGAUCAGGUUAUACCGAUGGACAUUGAUACCCCGAAAGAGUCUCUCGAGCCCAACUCCACCAAUUCUGUCAUUGAACAGCCUGCUCAGGCUCCAGAUCCGAUGACGAACGACGGCGAGACGAGACCAACACCAGAUCUCGAGGAGCUUUUGAAUCAAGAACAACCACACGACAAGCCACCAUCGCAGCAACAUGAAGAACAUAUCCAGCAAGAGUCUUCGCAUGCUGCAGAAGAGCAACUCGUCAAGAAGUCUCUGCUGAAGGCCUACACGAAUUCAGCUGUACAGACCGACUCACCAGCAACUUCGUCUUUCGCACUUGGGACGAUCACACAGAUCAGUCUCGAACCACAAGCACCGAUAAUAAUCGCUCCUAAAGUUGUACAUGAAACCGCAGAAUCUUCCACGCAGAGUGAAAAUCUAUCAGAGCUGCAAGCAGCACAUAUUCCGCAGCCUCCGUUGCCAUCAGUACAACCAACUACAACCCAAGGAGAAACAACCGAAUCAUCAAAGUCAAAGUCGAAGACCGACAAGACCGACAAACGUCCCUGGACCCAGGCGAGAGUGGAAAGGUGGAGACUUAGACUACUCGACUGUUACAUGUAUCCCACAGAAAAGAAAUGGAAUGAGGAAGCUCUAAAACAGAAGGAUAACUUUUGGGAACACCUUCAAACCCCACCAAACCUGAACCCCGAUCCUUUGACCUUCGACCACGAAGCAAAGAUGGAAGAGAUCCGCGCUAGACCAACACGCAAGCAGAUAUUCGGUAAAGUCGCUCUGUCUCGUGUUGCUGGUAACGAUGCUUUGACCAAGUUGAACGAGAUGAAGCUUGGCAAGCAGAGAAUUGACCAUGUCGACUACUACAAAGGAUACACGGAGGAGGAGAUUGCAGAGGAGAAGAGAUUGAACGAGCAAGAGGGAUACUACAAUACAGUCGAGGAGUUGUUGGGGCUCCCUCAGCAGGUUGUGCCGCAGAUUUACGAGCAGCAACUGGCGUUCCGUGAUUAUGCUCCGAACAAGUCAGGCAGGAUCGGAAGAGCGAAACAUAUUUACAAGAUUGGACCGAAUGCAAGGUAG
This is a messenger RNA of Aureobasidium melanogenum CBS 110374, 2910 nucleotides long. RefSeq lists its product as uncharacterized. The transcript has 2 exons. Gene Ontology annotation, biological process: regulation of DNA-templated transcription. The record is from RefSeq and is a predicted model, not a curated record. NCBI's taxonomy places the organism in Eukaryota, Fungi, Ascomycota, Dothideomycetes, Dothideales, Saccotheciaceae. Gene Ontology annotation, molecular function: DNA-binding transcription factor activity; sequence-specific DNA binding. The coding region runs from base 1 to 2910 and encodes 969 amino acids.